AUGCAUCUUGAUACGAAUAUGGGUGAACAAUUACCAUUAUAUACAUGUAAAGCACAUAUAUUUCAAGUUGAUCCUGAUACACGAAAAACUUGGUUACCAUUAUCAAAUGGUGCUGUAAAUGUACAAAUAUUUCAUGAUUCAGUAAAAAAUGUUUAUCGUAUUAUAUCUGUUGAUGGAUCAAAAGUCCUUAUUAAUACAAUAGUUACAGCUCGAAUGAGUUUUACAAAAACAUCACAAAAAUUUUGUCAAUGGGUUGAUUCACGAGCAAAUCAUGUUUAUGGUUUAGGUUUUGCUAAUGAAACUGAAUUAACGCGAUUUAUGGAUAAAUUUAUUGAAGUUAAAGAAGCGACACGUCAAGCACUUAAACAAAGUGAACAUCGAAGUAGUAGUGUCGAUGCUCGACAAACACCUCGAUCCGAAGCAGAUUGGUCAAUUCAAUCUACUGGAUUAGACCCAUCAGCACAAAAUCAACUUAAACAAGAAAAUGCUCAUCUUAAAAUUGCACUUGCUCAAAGUUCAAAUAAUGCUAAAAAAUGGCAAGAAGAAUUAGAAAUAUUACGUAAUAAUAAUGCAAAAUUAACUACAGCAUUACAAGAAAGUCAUGCAAAUGUUGAAGAAUGGAAACGACAAUUACAAUUUUAUCGUGAUGAAUGUACUCGUCUUCGACAAAUGGUUUCAACUCACCAUCCAUCAAGUGAUGGACAAAUUUGUGAAACACAAGAAUUAAAAAGUCUACUUGAUAAUGCUGAUCAACGUAAUCAAGAGCAAGAACAAAAAAUUCUUCAACUUGAAAAUCAAAUUCAACGUUAUAUUACUCAAAUAAAUACGUUAGAAGAUCGUUUAGCUUCAAGUGAAGAAGAUAAUCAAGGACUUCGUAAUGAAAUAGCAAAAAUUCAAAGACGUUCACCACAAGGUACAUAUGUACCUGGUACUGGAACAUUACCACGUACAACAAAUCGAAACGUUCAACAAUUAGUUCGUCUUCGUGAUUUAUUUGAAACGAAAACUAAUGAUUUUAACCAAACGCUUAUUGCUAAAUCUCAAGAUUUACAGCGAAUAUGUUCACAAAUAACUCAAACAAUAACAGAAUUUUAA
Messenger RNA from Rotaria sp. Silwood2, 1095 nucleotides. The record is from the annotation of a GenBank genome assembly. Lineage: Eukaryota; Metazoa; Rotifera; Eurotatoria; Philodinida; Philodinidae.